AUGGCUACCGACUACACCUUUCAAGGCUGGAUGGGUCUCGAUAAGGACUCGGCAAAGGGCAACAUGGUCUGGCAGAGUUACACUCCAAAGCCCUUCGACGAGACUGACGUCGACAUCAAAAUUACUCAUUGUGGAAUUUGCGGGAGCGAUUUACAUACCCUGCGCUCAGGAUGGGGUCCGACUCUCUACCCUGUCUGUGUGGGUCACGAGAUUGUCGGAGUCGCCGUGCGUGUCGGCUCAAAGGCGGAAAAUGGAAUCAAAGUAGGCGAUCGCGUGGGCGUGGGUGCCCAAAGCGGUUCUUGUCUUCGCCCGGACUGCGAUGAAUGCUCCCACGACCUAGAGAACUAUUGCCAAAUCAAACAGACGGGGACAUACAACUCGAAAUGGCCCGACGGGUCCAAAUCUUAUGGCGGGUAUGGCGAUUAUUGGCGCGGCCACUCCCACUUUGUCUUCAAGAUCCCCGACGGGUUGCCUAGCGAUAUCGCAGCACCCAUGCUCUGUGGCGGAAUCACUGCGUUCUCGCCAUUGACACAGCAUGGCGCCGGCCCUGGGAAGCGUGUGGGUAUCAUUGGGCUAGGCGGACUGGGUCAUUUUGGAGUCAUGGGCGCGAAAGCGCUGAAUGUGGACAAGCUCGUCGUGAUAUCCCGCACCUCGUCGAAGAAGGCCGAUGCAAUGAAGAUGGGUGCCGAUGCUUUCAUCGCCACCAACGAAGACAAGAACUGGGCACGCACGCACCGUCGGUCUCUGGACCUCAUCGUCUCCACGGUCUCGAGCGCAAACAUGCCUUUCCCGCAAUACCUCCAGCUCCUCCGUGUAGGUGGCACGUAUGUCCAGAUCGGCGCCCCCGAGGAUAACAUCCCAUCGUUCAAUGCCUUUGCACUCCUCUCCAGGAAGAUCAAAAUCACGGGGUCUGGAAUAGGCUCUCCCAAGGAGAUCAGGGAGAUGCUGGACCUGUUUGCACGGAAAAAGGUGUGGACGUGGAACAACAACUACCCGAUGAAGGAGGCCAACCGAGCCAUUGUGGAUAUGGAUGCGGGCAAGGCACGGUACAGGAUCGUGCUUGUGAACGAGGCGCAUGCCAAUGCAAGCCGACUAUGA
Molecule: messenger RNA, 1098 nt
Organism: Fonsecaea erecta
Lineage: Eukaryota; Fungi; Ascomycota; Eurotiomycetes; Chaetothyriales; Herpotrichiellaceae
Exons: 1
Coding region: 1-1098 (365 amino acids)
Biological process (GO): alcohol metabolic process
Molecular function (GO): zinc ion binding; alcohol dehydrogenase (NADP+) activity
Source: RefSeq, a predicted model, not a curated record